AAUGCACACCGCCUUCGUCUAAAGUCCGUGGCAGAAUUGCAAAUCUGAAAGUAUUCUUUUGAGCUUACCGAAAGGUGCAACCUGGGGCUUGACCACGCGUGCUUUCUCUCACAGCUCCGCGGUCUCUGGCCUCGACUUUAGAGGACGAUAUUCUCAAGUCGCCUUAAGGUCAUUUUCCCAGGUCAUAAACCCCUCUUCCGCGGUCACCCCACCACGCAGUCGCACGUCCAUCCGUUCCGCAUCACCUCCGAGCCCGUCGCAGACAUCACUGUCGCCGUUGUAAGACAGUUCAUGGGGACGCAAUACACAUGAGGAUUACGAUACAGUAUUUAUUCACUAUCCGUGUGACUUUUGACGCUACUAACCCUGCGCGACCUUCCCAUGAUGUCUUCACUGGACAUCUCGAGACCGACCUAUAUCAUAUAGUCGGCAGGGGCAUACCCCAGUUUCUUUACCUAAUCUCGGAUUUCUGGAUUUUAAUGUCUAAAUCUACCAUCGGAACGAGGCAGGAUACAUUUAUACCGCUUAUCAGGUAAUUUCUUAUUGGUUGAAAGCUGCGCGAUGGCUGGCAGAAAGGCCGCAUCUACUGGCGCUAGCCAGGAAAAUGGCUCCGAUGGCGAUAAGACGACAAACAGAAAUCCAUAUGAGACAAAUCCUGAAAACAUCCCGCAAGAUGACAAUUUUUUUAAGUUAAGCCCUCAUUACGGCCGUUAUGCUGCGCGGGACGAUGAUUUCAAACCCCGCCACGAUCACUGGUGGCAAUCGGACCCAGAUGCGAUCCCGUAUUGGGAAAAUAUGGUGAGAGAAAAUUGGACGCCAGCGAAUUCUUUGAAUUCUCCAGAUGGUCGUCAGGCUUUUGCUGUUGGUAGUGUGAUAAUCAGAGUCGAUGGCGACGAGGUGGUUGACACAACUGCGGAAAAGUUCUCGUGCGCCAACGCGAAUGAACUGAGCGCAGCAAGAAAGGCAGAAGAUGUGCUAAAAACACUGGAUGUCACUGUCCCAGUGAUACAUUUUUGUGGGACAAUCGAUGGGAAAAACGUCUCUGUGGAGUCUAGAAUUCCAGGAGUUUCUCUAGAGAUUGCGUGGCGAUACCUUAACGCCGAGCAAAUCAACAAGUUCAAGCAAGAGUGUCGUCGCAUUCUAGAGCACAUGGGAAAUGCCGAUGCUGCCCCUGACAGCCCGUCGUAUAUUUGCCGUGGGCUCAACUCACAGCUGCCACCUGAGAUACGAGAGACGGAGAAGGAUAUACUGUUUCAAGAGAAAAGGGAGGAUGAGACAUUAUGUUUAGUGCACAACAACAUGAUUCCUUCCAAUAUAAUUGUGGAUAAUGACCGAGUCGUGGGUAUCAUUGGCUGGCGGCAUAGCGGAUUUUUCGGAUUCGAAAGGGCCGACAAAAUACAUCGACAGUUCAGAAUUCCAGGGGGCUCCUUUGUGGAGGCAGUUGACGGCAAGAUUGAAGAUACACAAGCAUGGGCCGAUCUUUACGAGAAUCUCUCAGAUCCAAAAGUGAGCUCUCAGCUUGAGACGAGCCAAGAUAAAUCAGGGCCACAAGUCAAGACCGAACCAUCAAACGUCACUCUAGACAAGGUUCCCGCAAGUGAAGAGAUUGAUAGCAAGUCUAUCUUGUCCCAAGUUGAUGGCUCAAACUUGCCUAGCGAACACCCGACGCCGAAGAAAAUUGCCGAUCUCAAGCAUGAAAGAGGGUCACGGGCAUCAUCCUCCGAUCGGUCAUCUCCAGCCAAUUCCGUGAAGCCUAGUUCAUCAGGUAGGAAAUCAACACCCAGCGGUGGAAAGAAAGGUACCGCAAAGAAAUCAACCGCGAAAAAACGCAAAAUCACCGAAGAAGACGCUGAAAGUUUUGAUGGCCAACAUUCCAACACUCCAUCAUCUCGCGCCAGUAAAACGCCUGGAGUCAAAAAGCAGGGUUCGACAUCUGUAGCGGGCUCUCCAGCACCCGAAGGCAAAAAGAAAGGCGCUAGAACUAAAAGGGGCGCUAAGAAAGCUGCAUCGAAAGAGGAAGAACACGAUGGCGAAGAAACUUCAACAGAUGAGAACGAAUUGUUCUGUAUUUGUCGUAAACCUGACAAUCAUACAUGGAUGAUUGCCUGCGAUGGUGGAUGUGAGGAUUGGUUCCAUGGAAAGUGUGUGAAUAUUGAUCCAAAAGAUGCAGACCUGAUUGAAAAGUAUAUAUGCCCGAAUUGCAAAGAACAGGGUAAGGGAUGGACCACUUGGAAGCCAAUGUGUCGAGUCCCCGCUUGUCGAAAGCCAGCUCGGUUUAACAAUAAUAAUCCUAGCAAGUACUGUUCCGAUGAACAUGGUCGGGAAUUUAUGCGUCUGAGAACCCAGCAUCUCAACAUAAGUUCGGCCUCUGAAAGCAAGAAGACGGAAGACCUUGGGAGCAGGGGUGGGGUACUCACUGCUGGUGAUCUCAAAGCUGUGAUAAUGAAUGUGUCAUCAGCGGUGGAAUUCCGUAAGCUUGGCGAGCGGAUCGUCUCCCUACCACCAGAUGACCCUGAUACGGACACAAAGGCGAACGAAAAGAAAAAGCUUGGAUUGGAUGUCGCCCCCAGUGACCUUACGUACUCACCGGACGAGUCAUUGAAACUUGAAGAGUUACGCAAGCGGCGUGACGAGCUACUUCAUCGCAAGAGUAUGCUUAAUGUACGCAGCACUUUCUUGAAUCUUGUCCGUCAACGGUCCAAGAGUGUGCUAGAACGGUUGAAGCAAACCGAACCAAAAGGCGGAUGGAAGGACAUCUGCGGUUUUGACUCACGACUAGCCUGGUCUGAUGAGGAGUUCGACGAAUGGAGGUUAUCGGAUGUCGGAGCAAAAGCACUUGAAGAUGGAACCCCUGAGGCACUGGCGUCUAGCUUUCCUCGCACAACCGAUGCAGAUGGUGACACUGCUAUGAAUGACGCUAAAGCUGAAGAAGACGACGUUAGCAGCUUGACGCGAGGUGUUUGUAUCAAGAAGCGCUGCGAAAGGCAUAAGCAAUGGGUCAAGGUUCAGCAACAAGAGAUCUUAUUCGAGGAGGACACCGUUAGCCAGGAUCUCUCUAAGUGUGAAAAGGAAGCACAAAAUGUCGUGGAGAGAGCUGUCCUCAGAAUGUGGGCUGAAAAAGAAAAUUCCCAAGUCGGAGGUUAGUGAAGCCAAACGACUGAACCGAGAGAUCAUAGUGUUAUUUUGCAAUGAUGUUGAAGGUGAUUUGCAUAACUGAUACCCUUGUUCGCGGAAGGAAAUUAAAAGGCAGGAUUUCGAAAUGGAGUUGGUGUGUAUAUCUGGUAG
This is a messenger RNA of Aspergillus alliaceus, 3285 nucleotides long. RefSeq names its product putative PHD transcription factor. The record is from RefSeq and is a predicted model, not a curated record. NCBI's taxonomy places the organism in Eukaryota, Fungi, Ascomycota, Eurotiomycetes, Eurotiales, Aspergillaceae. The transcript has 2 exons. Gene Ontology annotation, biological process: positive regulation of DNA-templated transcription. Gene Ontology annotation, cellular component: Set1C/COMPASS complex. Bases 562 to 3144 code for a protein of 860 amino acids.